Molecule: messenger RNA, 450 nt
Organism: Ceratosolen solmsi marchali
Lineage: Eukaryota; Metazoa; Arthropoda; Insecta; Hymenoptera; Agaonidae
Gene: ND-13B
Product: NADH dehydrogenase (ubiquinone) subunit ND-13B
Exons: 3
Biological process (GO): respiratory electron transport chain
Cellular component (GO): respiratory chain complex I
Source: RefSeq, a predicted model, not a curated record
AGAUCCUACAGUAGAAUAGCUAUAACGAAAGUCACAAGUCAAGAUCGUUUAUUCACUACUGGAUUAUGCAGACUUGAAGUACACAAAUAUCCUCGACCAGCUUUAGCAUCCUUGUAUAAAAAAAUUAUGCGAUAUUUACAGAAGCUACCAAAUGAUUAUCCUUAUAGGCUUUGUACUGAAAAAUUAAUUCAAGAUAGAGCUGAAAUAAUUAAUAAUACUGAAUCCGAAAUAGAAAUUGAAAAAAAAAUUGGAUGGCAAAUGGAAGAAUUAAUUUUUUAUGCCGAUGAAGAGUUUAAAUUAAUAAAAAAUAUAUUAGAAUGUAAAUGUUGGGAAUCAAUUAACAAUGAAAAUAUAGUUAAUCAAUGGUCAUGGCCGCCACAUGUCUAACACGUUUAAUGAAUUAAUACAUUUUAUUCAGAAUAAUUAUGUUAGUUAAAUAUAUAUGUAGGA